Molecule: messenger RNA, 1362 nt
Organism: Salvia splendens (bonfire salvia)
Lineage: Eukaryota; Viridiplantae; Streptophyta; Magnoliopsida; Lamiales; Lamiaceae
Product: E3 ubiquitin-protein ligase SINAT5
Exons: 3
Coding region: 269-1219 (316 amino acids)
Biological process (GO): ubiquitin-dependent protein catabolic process; multicellular organism development
Cellular component (GO): cytoplasm
Molecular function (GO): ubiquitin protein ligase activity; zinc ion binding; protein binding
Source: RefSeq, a predicted model, not a curated record
ACACACACAAACAAGGAGAAAACAAAUUUAAAAAGAAAAGAGAGCUCUCCAUCAAGAAAAGCACCUCCAUUUGAGAAACCUUUAUUAUAGCUCCUCCAAUUUUCUUUUGUAAAUCAUAUACUACUAUUAAAAUCUCGGAAAAGAAUUCUGAGAAAUCCCCAAAUUAAAAAUUUCGCCAUGAGGGGCUAAGAGUUCCUAGCACUCUCACCCUCGACUAUCAGAAAUGAUCAGCCGUUUGAUCUGAGCAAAGAAGUAAACAAUUUCGAGAAUGGAAUCCAGCAUUGAAUGCGUAACUGACGGAUUAAUGGACGAAGAUGAGAUCUCUUCUCAGUUUUCGUCUUCGAAGUCGUCUCACACUAAUAUCAACACCAAUAAUCUGAAUGGGAUGGUUAUCAAUCCGGCGACGAGUGUUCACGAGCUUCUAGAAUGCCCUGUUUGCACCAAUUCUAUGUACCCUCCAAUCCAUCAGUGUCACAACGGUCAUACCAUAUGUUCGACAUGUAAAGUAAGGGUUCAUAACAAGUGUCCGACUUGUAGGCAUGAGCUUGGUGAUAUAAGAUGUUUAGCACUAGAAAAAGUUGCUGAAUCACUUGAACUUCCUUGCAAGUAUUCCACCCUUGGAUGCCCCGAGAUCUUUCCUUAUUAUAGUAAGUUGAAACAUGAGGCUGCCUGUAAUUUUAGGCCUUACACCUGCCCAUAUGCUGGAUCAGAGUGCUCCGUCGUUGGGGAUAUUCCUUACCUAGUUGCUCACUUACGUGACGAUCACAAAGUGGACAUGCAUUCUGGAUGCACAUUCAAUCAUCGCUAUGUUAAAUCAAAUCCUCGGGAUGUAGAGAAUGCCACAUGGAUGCUAACUGUCUUCCAUUGUUUUGGACAGUAUUUUUGUCUACAUUUCGAAGCUUUCCAAUUGGGCAUGGCUCCUGUCUACAUGGCAUUUCUUCGAUUCAUGGGAAACGAGAUGGAUGCCCGGAACUACAGCUACAGUUUGGAGGUUGGGGGAAACGGCCGGAAGCUUAUAUGGGAGGGCACCCCUCGGAGCAUCAGAGACAGUCACCGGAAGGUUAGGGACAGCCACGAUGGCCUAAUCAUACAACGGAAUAUGGCCCUCUUCUUCUCAGGAGGGGACAGGAAAGAACUUAAGCUUCGUGUGACGGGGCGAAUAUGGAAGGAACAACAGAACCCAGAUGGUGGAGCUUGCAUACCCAACUUCUGCAGCUAAUGCUGCUUCAAUUGUUGUUGUUUUUGGGUUGUUUUCUUCCCUUUUCAGAAAGAUGUAACUUCAAAUCUAAAAAAUGUGUUGCUAUAUCACAAGGGUAUGUUAUGACAAUUUCUUGAAGACUAAAGUCCCAAAAUGGUCCUUAA